Messenger RNA from Conger conger (European conger), 828 nucleotides. RefSeq names its product growth hormone releasing hormone receptor 2 (gene ghrhr2). The record is from RefSeq and is a predicted model, not a curated record. Gene Ontology annotation, cellular component: plasma membrane. Gene Ontology annotation, molecular function: G protein-coupled peptide receptor activity; peptide hormone binding. Gene Ontology annotation, biological process: cell surface receptor signaling pathway; adenylate cyclase-modulating G protein-coupled receptor signaling pathway. Lineage: Eukaryota; Metazoa; Chordata; Actinopteri; Anguilliformes; Congridae.
AUGUCUAAUGUGCAAAGGUACUUUGCUACAGUGAAGCUAUUAUAUACCAUUGGAUAUGGAGUGUCUCUGGUCUCCUUGAUCGCUGCUAUGCUGGUUUUCUGCACCUUCAGGAACCUGCUGUGCACACGGACCUACAUUCAUUUCAACCUGCGUGGGGUGGCAGUGUUUGUGAAGGAUGUGGUGCUGUUUGCCGAUGAGAGCACCAACCACUGCACUGUGUCUACUUACUGUGUCCUGGCUAACUUCUUCUGGCUGCUGGUGGAGGGGCUCUACCUGCAGACCCUGCUGGCUUUCACUUUUACCCAGGACAAGAGAUUCUUCUGGUGGUACACCCUCAUUGGCUGGGGGUCUCCCUCUGUAACCAUUGUCAUCUGGGCAGUGUUCAGGGUAGAAUUCCAUGACAACCAAGGGUGUUGGGAUGACCUAGAAAGCGCCCUCUGGUGGAUCAUUAAAGCACCCAUCCUGUUCUCUGUCUUCAUAAGAUCUGUGAACUUUGUAGUGUUUGUGAACAUCAUCAGGAUCAUUGUUCAGAAGAUGAAGAUGCCAGUUGUAGAGGGAAGAGGCUUGCAAAAAUCCACUUUGCUGCUCAUCCCCCUUUUUGGGGUACACUACACAGUGUUUGCGCUCUUCCCGGAGAACGUGGGCUUGGAGCCAAGGCUCUGCCUAGAGCUGGUUCUGGGAUCCUUCCAGGGGUUUAUUGUUGCAUUUCUCUACUGCUUCUUAAAUGGGGAGGUAAGAUAUUACUUAAGAUUUUUUCAAAUGAGGAGAUGUCGGCCUACUAGCGAAAACAAUGCAUUCAAUUUGGUGACCCAGGAUUACACAGCCUAG